CAACACCGCAAAGAUGCUAUUCGAUGAAGAUCCCGUCAAUAUCAUGGCUGAAGCCACAAACAGAUUCCACACCGCACCCGACAAAGACUCUCUCAGUCGCGUCACCGAAUCACUACACCUCCUCGCCAGCGCUCGCCAGCAACGAAUCGAUGACCAAGCUUCAGUCCUCAGUGCUCUGAGCCGACGGCUUAACAACCUCAAAAGCCAGCACUCCUAUGAAGAAGAACGACACGAUGCCGGCAAACACGCGGCAGAGAUGCUCAAAAUGGACACGGAGAAGUUUCGCAUCGCAAAGGGCGUCAACGAUGCUGAGAUUGAGAGCGAGCGGUUGAGUGGAGAGUUGGCGGCACUGAAGCAGCAAUUGCAGACCUUGGAGAAAGAGGGCGUUGAAGGUGGCGCGAGAGGAGGAAGGAACGAGGAGCAGCAGGACGCGACGGUGCUGAAGCUUUCAUUUUACCGGAGUCUGGGGAUCGAUAUCAGCCAGGAUGCGAGCACUGGUGAGUACAACCGUGCCGUGAUCAGGAACUCAACCCGAGGCGACGUCAACGUGGUAAAUGUGGAUGGGACCAUGGGCACGAGCUUUUACUCGAAUAUGUUUUGGAACAGCUUGUGA
Molecule: messenger RNA, 613 nt
Organism: Zymoseptoria tritici IPO323
Lineage: Eukaryota; Fungi; Ascomycota; Dothideomycetes; Mycosphaerellales; Mycosphaerellaceae
Exons: 2
Coding region: 14-613 (199 amino acids)
Source: RefSeq, a predicted model, not a curated record